UUUAAAAGUCAAUGUCUGAGCAGCACAGAGAGCUUUUGUAAAAAGCUCCACAAUGGAGCUCUCAAAGCACCUUGUCAGGGGGAAAAGUCGAGACAGGAGAAUGGUUGAAAGACAUUUGUCCGAACCCGUGCUCGUAUAAAACCUCAUUUCUCAGCCACAUGCUUUAGUCACCUGCUGAAGAGACAUGAGCGUCCUCUGACAUCCAGGUGUUUUCUUCUUAAGGUGAGCAAUUUUCCCCCACAAAAACAAACGCUUACUUUUUAUUCUGAACGAUGCUGUAAUAUCUGAAUAAUAUAUGUUUUUUCUGCAGUAUCUCAUUAUGGCUUCAUUUGGUGCUCUUUUGAUGGUGUUGCCUGUUGCACUGACAUGUGCGCCACAAAAAGCAGACUAUGUUGUGGUGUCAUGUUUCCCAAACGCCAUCAUUGCCAACGUCCCCGAGUGUCCUUACGGCUGGGAAAUAGAGCAGCUGUCCCUGGGUGGGGUGUGCUACACGGGAAUUCACAGUCCAGGUUAUUAUCGCUUCAUCAUCCCAGACCUGACACCCAGAAACCACUCGUACUGCGGCACACAAUCUGAGUACAUGCCAGGCAAAGACCCCAAGUACAUCUUCUAUAACUCCAUCGUGUCCAACGACACUUCUCUGACCGUCAGGAACCAGCCGGUCAACUACACCUUCAGCUGCAUGUACCGAGCCGCCUACCUGGUAAAUAACGCCGUCUUCAGCCAGAGAGUCGCUACAGUUUAUGUCAACAAUGGGAGUUUAGGCACUUUUAGGUCACAGUUAUCUUURAACGUGUUCACGAACUCCAAGUUCUUGUACGCUAAAGAUGCUCCUUAUGUGAUCGACACAUCUGAGAUCGGCUCUGAAGUUUUCAUCGGCAUCGAGGCAAAAGGUCUAAGUAAUAGGUUUAAAGUAGUGAUAAACAACUGCUGGGCCACACCCACUCCRUACUCAACAGACAGGAAGAAGUGGAUUCUCAUCAUCAACAGCUGCCCUGCUGACAACACUGUGACCAUCUUCGACAACGCCAAAGACAGCCGCUCCACCUUUAAGUUCAACUCGUUCCGUUUCCAGCGGCUGGAGAAAGUUUCCACCGUCUGGCUUCACUGUGAAAUCCAGAUCUGUGAUGCAGAGAGACUCAUCUGUCAGCCUAGCCCCUGCACCGUGAGGUCUCUGUCAUCAGAGGUUGACCCAAAUGGGGGGAUCCUGUCUGCUGAGUUUCAGAUUAAAGGUCGCAGCUCCUCUAAUAAUGGCCACGUCACAGGAACUUCACUGUUCAUCCUGCUUCUGGUCCUGAUGAACAUGUGCUGGGAUUUAGCACAUGGAGCAAAAAUGUAGUGAAAGAUUAUGUCAUUAUAUAAACACAAAGAGACGGAGCAAGACUCAGGAKCCAUUCCUCCCCAGCUUCAUCUUUUCAUCGUUUCACACAGUUUGUAUUUAGCACAGGGCUUUCACAAUCUGAUUUAUAUGUAAGUGUACUUUUUACGCCAAUAAAAACAGUUUCCCCUCCUUUAA
This is a messenger RNA of Austrofundulus limnaeus, 1516 nucleotides long. RefSeq names its product tectorin beta (gene tectb). Bases 296 to 1339 code for a protein of 347 amino acids. NCBI's taxonomy places the organism in Eukaryota, Metazoa, Chordata, Actinopteri, Cyprinodontiformes, Rivulidae. The transcript has 10 exons. The record is from RefSeq and is a predicted model, not a curated record. Gene Ontology annotation, molecular function: extracellular matrix structural constituent.